Molecule: messenger RNA, 2499 nt
Organism: Anopheles marshallii
Lineage: Eukaryota; Metazoa; Arthropoda; Insecta; Diptera; Culicidae
Gene: Samuel
Product: probable serine/threonine-protein kinase nek3
Exons: 7
Coding region: 1-2499 (832 amino acids)
Cellular component (GO): PRC1 complex
Molecular function (GO): protein binding
Source: RefSeq, a predicted model, not a curated record
AUGAGGGAAGUGGACACUUCGGAAACAUCCGUCGUAUGGCCUGCAUGGUGUUACUCAGGAGAAACAACAGUUAAUGAAGAUUUACCACAACGACUGGUGGCGGCGGCAGCAGCAGCAGCAGCAACGACGGCUGUUACGCCUUCCUCGAUAGUGCUACUGGCGCAGCAAGAAGACCAUCAACGACAGAACCAGCGACAGCAACGGGAGCACCAGCGAGCGUCAUCAAAUCAAUCUCGGUCGUCAUCAGCUUCAUCAGCGUCAGUGUCAUCGUCACCGGCAUCUUCACCACACUCGCGCACAUCUCCUUUGUCACGGCUGGAAAGACGGCGGGUUAAACGAAAAUCAAUCACACGUACGUCGCUGUUCAACCAGCCACCGGUGACCGGGCUGGCAGGCAGCGCCAUUGCGGCUGCCCUCGAAGCUAGUGCCGUUGCAGUACCUGUUAGCUCUCCCAGUGGACUUUUAGGGCUUUCGGCAAACCGACGGAUUGCUGAGGCGCUGUACGAUGGUCGAUCGAUCGAUGGAGGCAAUGGAGCACUGUUGCUAAGGAAUCAACACGAUCGCAGCUCGGAAGGCGCACAGCACGAAGCAGCCACUGACGAGGAGGAGGAGGAAAACGUGAUAAACCCGAAGAAGAAGAGCGCGAAAAACAAUCGUGUUAGUGUUAUCGAUACUAAACUCCUGCAAAAGUAUCAGCAGCAGCGGCAGACAAAAUUCCACACAUUGGACAAGAUGCUUAGCGAACGAAUUUACGAUCGGAAGAAGUAUCUGAACUCUCCCACCGGUAGCAGUGGUGGAGCCAGCACUGUCGGUAGUUCCACAUCUGCCAAUGCGUUCUACGAAAAGUAUCGCAACGGUGCAUCCGGUGACUCCGGCGAGUCUCAGCUGAACCUGAUUAAAAAUGGGACAGGUGGCGUAGGUUCCAUCGGUAGUCUGAACGGCGUUAGCUCCAGUGCCCAUCUCAGUGCAAUAGCGGCAAGCAUUAUUAGUAGUAGCAACGGUAGCAAUAAUGGAGGCGGCGUUAGCAAUAGCAGCGACGAAAACGGCACACUGUCGUUACACGGCGGCGCUAACAGCAAUAGUAACCAAAUUAGUAGCAACAAAAACGGCAACAACAACAAUAACAAUAGCAAUACAAACAAUAACAACAUCAGCAGUGGAGGGCUCGGGAUCGCGAAUAGUAGCAACAGCAGCAGCAUCAAGAGCGAGCGGUUCAGUCCUCCGAAUAACGAUGCACAAUCGUUGGCGUCCAGGUCGCGAAGUGUGACACCAUCGUCCUUCUCUGGGACGCCACCGCAGACGAUGCACGCGAGCGACGCCGGUUUCCCCAGCAGUAUUUCUACCGGCGGGUUACUUCCGUCCCCGAACUCGUCGUCCGGUGCGGGGAAUUCCGUUGAACGGACCGAAUUUCAGACGCGAAAUUAUUCCGAUUUCAUGCGCAGCCUGGCCGCCAAGUACAACAACAAUAACAACACUAAUGAUCUAUCGAAUAUCAAAAAUUCUUUUCUUGAACCAAAAAUGCGCCUCACUCAGCCAAAACCGUACAUCGAGCGAUCGUUAAACAGUAAGAAAGGCAGCCCUCUUACCUCCACACAAGUACCUAAUCCAAGUAUUAUGACGUCGUUGUUUUCGGGUCUCCCAUUCCAAUCGGCCGUCUUUCCACCACUGAUCGAUAUGAGCAGCACCCAAGCGCUGGUUACGCUGGCUCGAGCUGCAAAAGACUCCGAAGUACACAACAUUCUCAAAGCGGAUACAGGCGGUGGUCUCAAGAAAUCGUCCUCGUUAUCGCGAGGUUCCUCUCCGCCACCGGCUACCGCACUUGGCAGUCAUCAUUUCCCUUCACCCUUUGGCACGGGCUACCUGCCACGGUUACUUCCGAACCAUCACCAUUUGGCCAGUUUUUCCUCCCAGUCACCCGCGCUAGCGACCAGCGGCCCGUUGAAGUCUCCGUCGCGAGCGCCUGAAUCGACGGCCCUUGUCUCCACCUUUCCGCUGGACCUGAGCGCCUCGACACCGUCGGGCAACAAGCGGAUAAAGCUCUCGCCGACACCUAGUCGUCAUCAAGAAACAUCUCCAGCGCCAAGCUCCACCAACAGCCAACCGUCCGCGGACUCGCUCGAUCUCAAACCGAUCCGGAAGUGUCACGCGCGGGUCGAAGAAAUCAGUGCCUGGACGGUGGACAACGUGUGCGACUUUGUUGCCAGUAUCGAUAUCUGCGCCGAGUAUGUACAGAACUUUCGUGAUCAGAGCAUCGACGGUGCAGGAUUGCCGCUGCUGACGGAGGAACACCUGACGAACUCGCUCGGCAUGAAGCUGGGCCCGGCAUUGAAGCUGCGAUCGAUGUUGGCCAAAAAAUUGGGUGGUCCCUGUCCGUGUGCGCUGUGCAGCGUUCCCGCCUCAACACCGCCGGCCCGGACCAACAGCAGCGGCAGCAGUAGCAGCAAAGGCGACACAACUCCCACCAAUCGGCCGCCGAGCAACGAAGGGUCGAUUGGUUGA